Molecule: messenger RNA, 686 nt
Organism: Rosa rugosa (rugosa rose)
Lineage: Eukaryota; Viridiplantae; Streptophyta; Magnoliopsida; Rosales; Rosaceae
Product: multiprotein-bridging factor 1c
Exons: 1
Coding region: 104-538 (144 amino acids)
Cellular component (GO): nucleus
Molecular function (GO): DNA binding
Source: RefSeq, a predicted model, not a curated record
UUGCCACCAUUAAUUUCUCUCGGCAACAACCACCUCUCCUAAAUCCACAGAAUCCAAAAGCCUUCCUCUCUUUUUCAAGUAUUCCGAUCAAAGUUUUCCUAUCAUGCCGAACCGAUUCGCCGGAGCUCUGACUCAGGACUGGGAGCCGGUGGUGAUCCACAAGGCCAAGCCAAAGCCGCAAGACCUCCGCAAGCCCAAGGUGGUGAACCAGGCCCUCCGGACCGGCGCGCCGGUCCAGACGAUUAAGAAGUCCGACGCCGGCCAUAACAAGAAGGCGGCUCCGGCCGUGAGCGUGAAGAAGCUGGACGAGGCGGCCGAGCCGGCGGCGCUGGACCGGGUCUCGGCGGAUGUGAGGCAUGCGAUUCAGAAGGCGCGGCUGGAGAAGAAGAUGAGCCAGGUCGACCUAGCCAAGCGGAUCAACGAGCUUCCUAAGGUGGUUCAGGAGUACGAGAACGGGAAGGCCGUGCCGAACCAGGCGGUCCUGGCGAAGAUGGAGAGGGCUCUGGAGGUCAAGCUUAGGGGCAAAGUCGGCAAAUAAGAUCUGUGAUUGGGGUUAGGGUUUCUGUGAUGAACAUAAUCUGAGAAUGAUGUUUAGGCUGUAAAAAAAGUAAGAAGGAAGGAUGUAAAGGCUAAUUUCUGAUGGGUUACAUGAAAUCAAUGAACUUCGAUGUUGUUGUUGAAUUGAA